Molecule: messenger RNA, 1041 nt
Organism: Priceomyces carsonii
Lineage: Eukaryota; Fungi; Ascomycota; Pichiomycetes; Serinales; Debaryomycetaceae
Exons: 1
Coding region: 1-1041 (346 amino acids)
Biological process (GO): transcription by RNA polymerase I; nucleosome assembly
Cellular component (GO): nucleolus
Molecular function (GO): histone binding; DNA binding
Source: RefSeq, a predicted model, not a curated record
AUGUCUUUGUCUAAUAUCUUGCAACAUGUUAAUAAAAAGGGAAAAAUACCUUCCAAUCGUAAUAGACAAGACCAAGAAAAUAUAGGAAAAGAAGAAGAAUCAAACGCCAAAGGUGCCCAAUACACUUAUAGAGAUGGAACUGCGAGGUCGGUGGAUCCAGUGGUGGCACGAUUGAAAGAGAAGCGUCGUUUAGAAAGGGCUAAGAAGGAGGAGGAAGAGCGUGCCAAAAAAGGGUUACCUCCAAAGAAAAUCAAAACGAAUACAUCACGAAAGCUGACAGCAUCGUCGAGUGCUGGGCCAACGAAGAAGAUCAGCCAUACUGUAAAUAGGGCCCCAGCUCAAAUAUCACCACGGCUGCUUCCGAAACCUCCUUCCAAAAAGGUAAAUUUCAAUGAUUUAAUGAAAAAAGCUAGUAAGAUAGACAAUAGUAAGCUCUCCAUUUCCUUGAGACAAAAGUCACCUGAAAGCUCUCAAAGGCCGAGUCCAUCCUCUCGGCGUUCACCAAAUGUUAUGCCUCGUAGGUCUCCCUCAGUUGGAGUAAAGAAAACAGCGAGAGAGGUGGUGAAGGAGCCCACCAAAGCGAAAGAGCACACCAAAGUCUCGGUGCCUUUUCCUGUGAGAGAGCCGUCAGUAGCGUUGAAGGCUAAAUUAAAGCUGAUUUCAAAAGUUAGUACGAAGAAUGGCUCAAGAAACGCUGGUAGGGCAGCUUAUAGCAACCAUGGAGUAGAUGAUGAAGAUGAAGAUGAAGACGAUGGCUUUAUAGUUUCCGAUGAGGAAGAAGUUGGUGACACUCACCUUGACUAUGAUAGAGAUGAAAUCUGGGCCAUGUUUAACAGAGGGAGAAAGCGCUCGUACUAUGACAGGUUCGAUGACUAUGAUUCCGAUGACAUGGAAGCCACUGGGACUGAAAUCUUCGAUGAAGAGAUGAAAUCAAAACGCACAGCUGAAUUGGAAGACCGUAGAGAGUUAGAGGAGGAAAAGAGACUAGCAGCUCUUAAAAAAGAGAAAAAAUUGAAAGCCUUAAGAAAUAGUAGUACGUAG